Saccharomyces kudriavzevii IFO 1802 is the source of this 2424-nucleotide messenger RNA. It is a transcript of the gene KIP3, whose product is annotated as tubulin-dependent ATPase KIP3. The transcript has a single exon. Gene Ontology annotation, molecular function: microtubule binding; ATP binding; microtubule motor activity. The record is from RefSeq and is a predicted model, not a curated record. NCBI's taxonomy places the organism in Eukaryota, Fungi, Ascomycota, Saccharomycetes, Saccharomycetales, Saccharomycetaceae. Bases 1 to 2424 code for a protein of 807 amino acids. Gene Ontology annotation, biological process: mitotic spindle organization; microtubule-based movement.
AUGGACGUGCCUGAAACAAGACAGUCCUCCAUAGUAGUUGCCAUAAGAGUAAGACCCUUUACGUCUACAGAAAAGACAAGGCUGAUCAAUGAGAGUAGUGGUGCAGAAGCCAAUUUCCCCGGAUUGGGCGAUUCGUCGUUGAUUUUGCCCAUGAGCGCCAAUUCCGAUUCCGAUAUAGACAUAGACGGUGAUGAAGGCUCUACGAGGAGCAAAAGGAACAGUUUCCUGAGAAGGAAAAUGGUUAGGCCGGAAGGUAUACGCAACAUUGUGGAUUGUGUGGACGAUAGAAUGCUAAUAUUCGACCCCGCCGAUAGAAAUCCCUUGAAUAAAGUGAGUGAUCAAAUCCUGAACUCUAUGCAUUCCAGUGCCACUAAAGCCACUGCUUCCUCCAGCAGCAGUAGAAGAGCCACGAACAAAUUUUCCUCGCAACGCCGAAGACACGGUGGUGAAAUUAAAUUUGUGUUCGAUAAACUAUUCGAUGAGAACUCUUCCCAAGUCCGUGUCUACAAGGAAACUACAAGUCCACUUUUGGAUUCCGUACUGGAUGGAUUCAAUAGUACCGUGUUUGCUUACGGUGCUACGGGUUGCGGUAAGACAUAUACGGUGAGUGGUACCCCUUCACAGCCAGGAAUCAUCUUUCUGGCCAUGGAGGAGCUAUUCAAUAAGAUUUCAGACCUGAAAGAUGAAAAAAAUUUCGAGAUUUCACUAUCCUACUUGGAAAUAUACAAUGAAAGGAUAAGCGAUCUUUUGAGACCGGAGACACCUUCCAAAAGACUGGUUAUAAGAGAAGACACACAAAAUCACAUCAAAGUGGCGAAUCUGUCAUACCAUCACCCGACCACGGUGGAGGAUGUCAUGGAUUUAGUCGUCCAAGGGAACAUAAACAGAACUACAUCCCCAACAGAGGCCAAUGAAGUAUCUUCGCGUUCACAUUCAGUGCUCCAAAUCCACAUCAUGCAGACUAAUAAACUCGUGGACUUGACUUCGCAACAUACUUUUGCUACGCUGUCAAUAAUUGAUUUAGCUGGGAGCGAAAGAGCCUCCGCAACGAGAAACCGUGGUAUAAGAUUACACGAAGGUGCCAACAUAAACAGGUCACUGCUGGCAUUGGGCAAUUGUAUCAACGCUUUAUGCCUAAAUGAUGGAAGCAGGACUUGCCACAUUCCCUACAGAGAUUCCAAGCUAACGAGACUUCUAAAAUUUUCACUAGGAGGCAAUUGUAAGACGGUUAUGAUCGUUUGCAUCUCGCCCAGCAGUUCCCACUAUGACGAAACGUUGAACACUUUAAAAUAUGCAAACCGUGCUAAAGAGAUCAAGACCAAAAUCAUUAGAAAUCAGCAGUCUUUGAGUAGACACGUGGGAUCAUAUUUGAAAAUGAUAACAGAGCAGAAGAGACAAAUUGAGGAACUACGUGAACGUGAAGAGAAGAUGAUUUCUCUGAAAUUAACAAAAUACAAAUUAAACAAAGAGAAGAUCCAACUAGCCAUUAACGAAUGCAUUAACCAUGUCCAACAAACGUAUUCCACUGUGGAAACAUAUCAAGUAGCAAAGAUCUUAAAAUCAUUAAUACUUUGCAAAAGACGGUUUUUGCAAAUGGUCAAGCUGGAAGUAGAUAACUUAACGCUGUUGUUCCAACAAGAGGAAAGAAUAGGGACGGAGAUGCAACCCGUGAUAAGCAAUUGCAGAUUAAUCAGCGAACAGCUUUUCAAUAAGAUACACGAGCUAGAAGUAAAGUUCGACGAAACUGAUGCAUUGAAUUCUGUCAUACAACAGGUACACUCUAUUGACUUGAACAAGUUGAGAGAAAUGGAAGACUGGGACGAAACUUACGACCUGGUGUACCUGGAAGCAUGCCUCAACCAAAUAUCGGAACUGCAAAGAAACGAAAUUUUGGUCAACUCAUCUAUAAUGACAGAGAAACUAAUUUCUGAUGUUAGAUUGAACUCCAGAUUCAAAUUUCUUUCAAAAUGGUUAAUGGACAGGACCCCCGACAUAGAAUUCAUAAUACAAGAUUUGGUACAUAUUGACGAAGAAUUUGAAUCGUUUGCCAAAAAUUUCAUUGCCAAUCCUGGCAAUACUUUCACAAGCACAAAUAUAAGCAUGAAAAAUACAACGGCAGCCGAAUUGGCUGCCCCCGCCGAGACCCUUCAACGACAAAAGUUCCCCAACAAAAAAGUGAAAUGGACAAGCCCAAGCCCCAGCCCUAGCCCCACCGCGAAGCUGCAACUGGAACAAGAACCAGGAUUAGAGGCAGAUCAAGAUCAAGAUGCAACUGCAGGUGAAGUGGACGUAAGCAUGCAAGAUACCACAUUCAAUGAGCAGGGCCCCUCGACACCAUUCACCGCCUCUACAGCGGUACCAAGAAGAAAAAUGCGCUCCUCUCUUCUCACACACCAAAGCCUUCUAGGCACUGCCAAAAAAUAA